CCUGAUUCCAUCCAGAUGCCUAGCUCCCAGCGCGCGGUGCCCCAGGCUGGCGCGGUCCCCGCAGCCCCCUGCCCCACCGCGAGCCGGGCACCGCCCCCCAUCCCACCUGCAGGCUGUGCCGGGCCCCGCCCUCUGCACUCGGGGCGUCGCGGGGAGUCAGGGGUUAAGCCCCACGCACGGCCCGGUGGCCCCUUCCCCCUCCGCAGCCCCCGGGCCUCCCCUCGGCGCCGCGCCUGGAGCGUGCGUCCGGGAGCCCGGCACGAGAGAGGAGGGGGCAGAGUGGGCCUGCGUCUCGGGUGGCCAAUCCACCGAGUCCGCCGUGCCCUAAGAGGAGGCGCCAGCGCCGCGCCAGCGCCAGGCCGGACUGCCGGCUUCCCGCGGCAAAGUACAAAUGCGCCCGAGCGCGGCGCCUGGCGCCCUGGGCGUGCACAGCCGGCCCGCGCUCAGCCUCCCCCGCGGCCGCCGCGCCGCCGCCGUCCCGCCGCGCGACCCCGAGCCCCGGGAGCAGGGGGCGCCAGCCCCGCGCGGCGCGCCCCGCAGACCCCCGCGCUCGCCGCUCUGCCGCCGCCUCGGCUCCCUCGCACCUUCUCCAGCCGCCUGCUGCGUCCGCUCCGGCCGGACGGUCCUCCGCCUCCGCGCCCCUCUGCCUCCCGGCUCGGGGGGCUCUCUCCACCGUGCUCUCACCGCCCCUGCUCUGCCUCGGCAGUCUCCCCUCGCUGUCUGCCGACGCCCCGACCCCGGGCCAGGAAGGAUGGUUCCCGAGGCCCUGACAUGUUCUGCCUUUUCCACGGGAAGCGCUAUUCCCCCGGGGAGAGCUGGCACCCCUACCUGGAGCCCCAAGGCCUGAUGUACUGCCUGCGCUGCACCUGCUCUGAGAGUGCCCAUGUGAACUGUUACCGCCUCCACUGCCCGCCUGUCCACUGCCCCCAGCCUGUGACGGAGCCGCAGCAGUGCUGUCCCAGGUGUGUUGAACCCCACACACCCUCUGGGCUCCGGGCUGCCCCAAAGUCCUGCCAGCACAACGGGACCACGUACCAGCACGGAGAGAUCUUCAGUGCCCACGAGCUGUUCCCUGCCCGACUGCCCAACCAGUGUGUCGUGUGCAGCUGCACCGAGGGCCAGAUCUACUGCGGCCUCACCACCUGCCCCGAGCCCGGCUGCCCCACUCCCCUCCCGCUGCCGGACUCCUGCUGCCAGGCCUGCACAGAUGGGGCGAGUGAGCAGCCAGCUGAGGACGCCUCUGCGGAGUUAUCCCACCAUGGAGCGAGACAGUCUCAGGACCCGUGUGCGGGGGAUGGCGCGAGAAAGAGAGGCCCAGGCACCCCGGCCCCCACCACGGGCCUCAGCCCCCCUCUGGGCUUCCUCCCGCGACACUUCCGACCGAAGGGGGCAGGCAGCACCACCGUCAAGAUUGUGCUAAAGGAGAAGCAUAAGAAAGCCUGCGUGCAUGGCGGGAAGACCUACUCCCACGGGGAGGUAUGGCACCCGGCCUUCCGCUCCUUCGGUCCCCUGCCCUGCAUCCUGUGCACCUGUCAGGAUGGCCACCAGGACUGCCAGCGUGUGACCUGCCCCACUGAGUACCCCUGCGGUCGUCCCGAGAAGGUGGCCGGGAAGUGCUGCAAGAUUUGCCCAGAGGACAAGGCAGACCCUGGCCACAGCGACGUCAGGUUCAGCAGGUGUCCCAAGACGCCGGGCCGGGUCCUCGUCCAUACAGCCAUCUCCCCGAGCCCAGACAGCCUGCAGCGCUUCGCCCUGGAGCACGAGGCCUCGGACCAGGUGGACAUCUACCUCUGGAGGCUGGUGAAAGAUGAGGAGACUGAGGCUCAGAGAGGUGAAGUGCCUGGCCCAAGGCCACACAGCCAGGAUCUUCCACUUGAUUCAGAUCAAGAGAGUCAGGAAGCAAGACUUCCAGAAGGAGGCACAGAACUUCCGGCUGCUCAGCGGCACCCACGAAGGCCACUGGAACAUCUUCCUAGCCCAGACCCCAGAGCUGAAGGUCACGGCCAGUCCAGACAAAGCGACGAAGACUUUAUAACAAAGACCUAGAGAGCUGCAGAUACGAGCUUUAUCAUUUUUGUUAUUAUAUAUUAAUAAAUAAGAAGUUGCAAUACCCUUAACCCUA
This is a messenger RNA of Oryctolagus cuniculus (rabbit), 2122 nucleotides long. The record is from RefSeq and is a predicted model, not a curated record. NCBI's taxonomy places the organism in Eukaryota, Metazoa, Chordata, Mammalia, Lagomorpha, Leporidae.